Molecule: messenger RNA, 2509 nt
Organism: Anolis carolinensis (green anole)
Lineage: Eukaryota; Metazoa; Chordata; Lepidosauria; Squamata; Anolidae
Product: low affinity immunoglobulin epsilon Fc receptor
Exons: 10
Coding region: 537-1538 (333 amino acids)
Source: RefSeq, a predicted model, not a curated record
CUCAGCUGCAAGGGGAAGAAAGAAUAUUUGAAUUAGUUGUGGUCUAAACGUUAAAGGCAUGCAAUUCCCUCUGAGCUGGGAAACUUAGCAGGGUCAAGCCAUAAUAGUACUUGAAUGGGAAAAUGCCAACAAAUACCAGGCAUUGUAGGCUAAUUUCAAAGGAAGGAAUUGACAAAAUCACCUUGAUAAGAAAUUCAUGGGACUGACAUAAUGGAUGGGUGACUAGUUGGAUGACAACUCCAUGGAAAAAGUCUGUAUGGGGUUAAUCUAUAUGUGAUGGGGAUGUAGGCUGUGUGACCCUCCAGAUGCUGAUUUGCAACUUCUAUGACAUCCAGACAUUGGUUAAGGAUGUUGGGAGUUGCCAUCCAACAAGAUUUGGAGGGCUAUACACUGUAGCCUUUCUGUAUGCAGAACAGGCAGUAGGGGGCAGCAGUGCUCAAGCAACAAAGUGUCUGAUCUCUUCAUACCUGUAAAAGAGUUAAUACUAGGGCUUGGUUGUUUUGCUUGUGUAUUUGGCUUCUUCCUUUCAGAAGGAAAUGGGAUCCUGCCAUAGCUGCUUUCUUCACCAAAGCUUUCAUAUUCAUCUGAAUAAGGAAAAGGGAAGAGGUCCCUGGAGCUGGAGGAGGUAUCAAAGCAAUUGUGAGGAGCAACUCGCUGAGACUGCAAGAAUGGCACCGGGAGGCAUCUACAGGAAGUGUGAGGAGCCUGACCAUGCUGAGAUCGAAUCUACAAUCCCAGGAAAGGCAGAUAGUUUCCUCCUGAAGUACCGCACAUGUGUUUCAGGGAGAAGGUCCUUGCCCAUCCUCUAUGCUGUGAAUGCUGUCUUAGUUCUGCUAUGGAUCAUAAUUUUUGCAGUUACAAUUUCAAAAUAUUCUGAAAUGGCCAGGAAAUUAGAACAGCUGAAUGACCAUCAGGCUGUAUUGACAGCAAAUGGCUCCAGGAUGGAGAAGCAAUUGGAGGGACUCCGUUCCAACCACUCCAUUUUGGGAUCAAGGCUAACUGAAGAGCUGAAGAAGCUGGAGAGUCAGCAAGAAACAAGGGGAAAGGAGGUGAGCAAACAUCUGGCUAAUUUAGAUGCUGCAGAAGAAAGGAUCCAGGAAGAUACUUUUAAGCUGCUGGAAGCGCUACAUAAGAUGAAUGACUCAGCCUGCCGAGUUUGUCCAGAGGGCUGGCUGCUUAACAGAGGACACUGCUACCAUUUCCAAGAAAAGCAGAACCACUGGUCUCUUGCCAAAACAUUAUGUGAGGAGCAAGAGAGCUCUUUGGUUAUCAUUGAUGAUUAUGAAGAGCAGCGCUUUCUCACAUCUCACUCAAAAAAUAAUGUCUUGUGGAUUGGUCUCAGUGAUAUAAAUACAGAGAAUACAUUUGUAUGGGUGGACCGCAGUCCAGCAUCAUAUACCUAUUGGAAUCCACGGCAGCCCAACAACUAUGGCCAUGGGCAGGAUUGUGUCGUGAUGACCACUUCGGGCAGGUGGGAUGAUCGUGAGUGUGGAAGCAAUGCUGAUGGCUGGAUUUGUGAAAAGGCCUGGAAAUGCUAAUUCUGUGGCCAGCAAGAACACAACUGGAGCCAGCUUGACUCAGCUUGGGACUUUGUUGUCAUAGACUGUCAGUAAUGCAAACAUGGGCCUUCAUCUGGAUGAAACAUUUUAACCAUAACUUUGAAAUCUGUGAUUAAACUGGAGCAAUGGAGCAUCAGUGUCUCAGAAGAAAGAUACGAUUUGAUUACAGCUCUUUUCUAUUUGAUAUUCCUCCAUUCCUUGAGCUGGAGGUAAAUUCAAAGAAGUCAGUUUAAGUCCCAGAAUCUCUUUUUCCUGAUUUUCCAGUGAGAUUAAGCUGGUUCACAAUCAACUGUGUACGCUUGUGUAUUAGUCAAUCCCAUUUAUGUUGAGGAUGGGUCUUGAGCCAAAAUGUUGCAUAUUGAGAUGACCCACUCCACAGAGAGAGGAAAUGACCAGUGCCACUUUAGGGUAGCCAGCUGUUCCUGGCCACGGCAACCAAAAAGGUCCAGGUAUUCAAAAAGGCCCAGAACAUUGCCUGAAGGCCGACAGCAUUAUGCUCCCACCCUCUGCAUACAGUGAGUUGCACAACGCUCCCAGAGGGACACAAAUCCCCCUCUUUGUUUUUCCUGGGUGACCUAGAGGGGUGAAGUCAAAGAAGAUGCAAAUGAUCUCAAGUACUUUCUUACUACCAAAGGCAAGAUAACGCUAUAUUGAUCAACAUGGUCUCCAGGCUGGAUGGCACAGAUCUGUGGACGUCCCUACAUAUCCACCAGUGAUGUUUUUGAUGAGUAAUUGUGAACAAAAACUGUAUAUAUAUAUAUAACAACUGCACUAACUAAACUAAAGUAAACUAGACCAUCCAUACAAAUAAAGAUCUAAAAAGUAAAAUGACAGGAACAAAAUACCUGACUUCCAAUUUUCAAGCAUUAAAAAAAUAUUUAAUAUACUUUUCAUCCAUAACACAUGUUAUACUAUGGUAUGUAUGUCAUUAAAUGUAUUUUUAAAGCUUU